This is a messenger RNA of Pseudoliparis swirei, 5067 nucleotides long. Its product is annotated as DENN domain-containing protein 5B-like. The record is from RefSeq and is a predicted model, not a curated record. Bases 158 to 3952 code for a protein of 1264 amino acids. Gene Ontology annotation, molecular function: small GTPase binding; guanyl-nucleotide exchange factor activity. The transcript has 21 exons. NCBI's taxonomy places the organism in Eukaryota, Metazoa, Chordata, Actinopteri, Perciformes, Liparidae.
UCCUUCAGACCCUCCGGGUGCAUCACGAGCGCACGGGCCGGGAACAGGGAAGGAAGAGGGGGGGGGCGAACACAUUUCGGACCGGCCGCAUCAGCCAUGAACCCCGGCAGCGUGAAGCCCAAGUAAACGGAGCUCUCGCACCAUCAACGCGUCGAGGAUGAACGGGACCGCGGCGGCCACCGGGUCGGCUUCCUGCCGGUUCGCCCACUAUUUUGUUGAGUGUGGAGUGGACCCGGAGACGGGCCUGGAGCCGGACGAUGGAGCAGGUGAAGGCUUCGAGCAGAGCCCCAUUCGACGCUCGUUCAAGUCCAAGGUUCUGGUGCACUAUCCUGAAAGCACAGACAGAAACCCCUUCAAUAAAGAUGCUGUCAACAUGCUCUGCAUGCCGAGGGGUCUCUCCUUCCGUACGCGGGCAGAGCGGCUUGACCCUCAGUUUCACUCCUUCACGAUGUCUUUUGACGACGGCACACGCUCCUACGGCUUUGUGCACACCUUCUAUGAGGAGGUGACCAGUGCUCCCAUCAUCACUGCUAUGCAGACUCUCUGCCAGAUGCACCACGUGGAGCACCAUUCAGCUUCAUCUGCAUCCUCUCCCUCCUCCUCCGCCUCCUCGUCUUCAUCUGCCUCCUCCCCCUCCACCUCCAGCAUGGACUCGCUAGUGAGCAGCUUGGAUGAGUCGGACACCGAGUCUCUGGUUUCCGCUUGCCUCGGCUGCGCAGGCUCCUUUGACCCAGCUCGUGACACUCUGUACGUGUCCAAAGCCCUCUGCCUCCUCACGCCGCUCCCCUUCCUCCAAGCUGCUCGAGAGUUUCUGUCUCAGCUGCACCAGGCUGUGACUUCUCACACAGCCCCGCCCCUCCCUAUCGAGAGCUACAUCCAUAACAUCCUGUACGAGGUGCCCCUGCCUCCUCCUGGCAGGUCACUGAGGUUCCAUGGGGUGCAGGGACCCAUCGUGUGCCAGCGGCCCGGCCCGGGUGAGCUUCCCCUGGGGGAGUAUCCUCUUGGAGAGGCCUUCUCACUGCUGGGUGUGGACAAUAUGGUUCAACUGCUUACCUGUGCACUUCUGGAGACACAAGUCCUGCUUUGCUCUCAUGACUACCAACGUCUGAUGACAGUGGCAGAGGGCGUCACCACCUUGCUCUUCCCAUUCCAGUGGCAACACAUCUACCUGCCCAUUGUUUCAGCCCCGCUGCAUCACCUCCUGGACGCUCCGGUGCCGUUCCUGAUGGGCAUCCAGCGCAGAGAUGGAUCUCAGCGCUCCUCCCUCCACCUGCCACACGAGACAAACCUGUGCUUUGUGGACAUUGACAACCGCUGUGUGGAGGCACCCGAGGACCUCCCCGUUUUCCCAGCCCAAACGGAGUUAGUCCAUGAGCUGAGUGAAGUCCUGCUGCGUUUCGGACUUCCUCCACAAGGCGGGGUGGUCACCGCGCCUGCCACCGCCUCCCCUCGCCUGAGCAGCCUGGUGCUGGAGGAUCUGAUGGAGGACAGAAGGAACGGGAACCUCGGAGGCGAGGAGCUGGAGGUGCUGGAGAGGCUGCAGGCUCUGGCGCGCAGGUGCGGAGGAGAGAAGACGUCCGAUGGAGGGAAGACGCUAGGACACGCGUUUGAGGAGGAGGAGGAAGUGCUGAAGGCUGCGAAGCUGAACAUACAGCUCAGGGAAGUGUUUGCUGGUCGUUUCGCUGCCAUGUUUGGCCGCUAUGAGGAGUUUGUCAUCCACAGCGCUCUUGAUCUGGACUCCUGGCUGAGCAACCGAGAGGGGACGUUCAGCUUUGACAAGGGUUCCUUCCUCUCAGGUCAGCCUGCAACCCAUCUGCACUUCUUGUCCCGGUUCCUGGAGACAUCCAUGUUUUCCUCCUUCGUGGAUGGGAAGGUGAUAUCUCGCUGGGCGGAUAGAGAACCACUGCAGCAGCUGUUUGACAGCCGCCUGGAGAGAGAGCGGCUGUGUGACACAGAUGGAGAGGACUCUCGUAACUGUCGCUACAGGAAAUGCACCACAGUCUUUGAAUCAGCUCAGGUCAUCGAGCGCAGGCUGCUGAAGGCUGACCACACAGCCAUACACCCCCACCUUCUGGACAUGAGGAUCGGCCAGGGUCGUCACCACCCGGGCUACUUCCCUAAGCUGCAGGCGGAUGUCCUUGCACAAGGACAGAACACCAACAAGUGGUCAGGCCGUGUCACAGCAUCUCGCAGGACUGACCUCAAGAGAUCAACUGUGACUGAACACGUUGGAGUGGACAAUGACCAGCGACUGAAGCACACGUUUGUGAGGAAGAACCUUCGCCAGGCUAAGCUACUUGACUCAUCGCCUCAAGCCGUCACUCAGACUCACCGUGAGUUUGUCGACGGGCUGCUGAACGAGUGUCGUCUGAAGACCAAACGGAUGCUGAUGGAGAGGAUGGGGAAGGAGAGCGUGGAGCUGGGUCAGGGGGAAGCCAACAUCACGGGCCUUCAGGAAAACACACUCAUCCACGGUCUGUGUGACCUACUGGAGAGAACCUGGGGCCACGGUCUGCAGCUGAAACAGGGGAGGUCGGCUCUUUGGUCCCAUCUGCUCCACUACCAGGCGGCCCGGGUGAAGACGGAGACACCAGCUGAGUCUCCAGGGUCCAACGGUUCGGACCACAGAACGUUUCAUGUUGGCACUCUGCUGCCGAGAAGAUCGUUAAUACAGGAUAUGAGGUUUAUCCAGACCAUGCGCGAGGGUCUGUCAGAGGUGGGUCAAGCUCGGGCCUGGAUCCACCUGGCUCUGGAGAAGAAAAUGCUGUCCCAUCACCUGAAAGAGCUGCUGACAAACCAGGAGCUGCUCAGGCAGCUGUAUAAACCUCAUGCGUUCCUGCUCUGUGAGGAAGAAAGGGAGCAGUUUCUGUUCCACCUGCUCUCUCUCAACACUGUGGACUACCUCUGCUUCACACGCGUGUUCACCUCCAUCAGUAUUCCAUACCGUGUUGUUAUAAUACCCAUGACGAAGCUGAGCAUUGCAAUGGCAACAGUUGACCCUUGGGUGUGUGUGUCCGGGGAACUGGGUGAUUCAGACGUUAGACAGAUCCCGAAGAAUACACAAGAGAUUUAUUUCCAGUGCAAGAACCUGGGCCGGCUGAGCACGCUGCAGCUGGGGCAGGAGAACUCUGGCUUGCUGGCUAAGUGUCUGAUUGACUGUGUGAUGGUGUACAAUGAGAUCACUGAACACACCUACAAGUUCCCGUGUGGCCGAUGGCUGGGGAAAGGCGUGGGCGACGGCAGCUUGGAAAGAGUUCUUAUUGGUCAGCUGGUGUCAUCUGGAGGAGAAGAGGAUGCUGGAAGGUGGACAGGGACGCCUCCGGAGCUGGCCUCUCCUUCUCAGACUGUGCGGGCAGUGCUGGAAUCGCUUGGCAGCCGAAGCAGAAUACUUUCUGUUGAAGUCCAAGAGGAUUUGAGGGAGGCAGCAAAUAACCUGGUGAAACACUUCCACAAACCUGAACAGGAGAGGGGAAACCUGACCGUCUUGUUGUGUGGUGAAGGCGGUCUGGUGCUUUCCUUGGAGAAGUUCCUCCUGCACGGGCUCAAAACUAACCGUCUUUUCCAGAGGAAUGUGUUUGUUUGGGACUUUAUUGAAAAGGCAGUGGUUUCCAUGGAGACAGCUGAUCAGAUGGGUGACCUGCACAGAUCAACCAUGACAAAAGGCCCCCCUUGCGACUUACUUUGUCACUACGUCAAUGCCAUCAAUGCCUCGCCACGAAACAUUGGAAAAGAGGGCAAAUUUCAGCUGUUGGUCUGCUUGGGCAUCAGGGACCGGCUUCUCUCUCACUGGCUCCCCCUGCUGGCCGAGUGUUCCCUGACAGUGCGGACAUAUGAGGACGGUGCUCUGUUGCAGGACCGAGCUGCUCUACACUCCCUCUCCCGCAUCCUGCACACACUCAAUGAGUUUACCAUUACACUGGAGACGGCACUGGUCAAAGGAGUUGACCUCUGACCCUAACAGAUAAGCCCCUGCUCUAUGACCUCCUGUGGGAAUACAGAUGGGUUCAAACAUUCAUCUUGCCAUCUGUUGGGAAAGGAAGGACAUUCAGACACUUGAGAAAUGGGACUUUUUCAUAAAAGAAGACAGUGGACCAGAGCAACUCACUGGCAGUUCAAGCUCCAAACAUGUCGCCUUGUUCACUGAUGUAAAUGUCGUAUAUACUGUAUUUGCUUCAAGUAAAGUCAGAUGUUCCAUGAUUGUUUACACUGUGAAAUUCUGUUUCUUCAAGGAGAAAUAGAAAGUCAUCCAUUAUCCCACAUUUACAGUAGAUAAUUCCACAGCUCACACCAUUAAAUGUACCUGACCCUAGGACAACUAUAACUCUCCUUUAACUGCUCGUAUUGUUUGUACUUGACUAAGCACAUGCAUGGCCAAAAUCGGUUGUUUGUUUUAUGUCUUUGUGUGUUGUGAUCUGAAAAAUCAGGACUUGAUUAGGCCUUAUUGCGUAAAAAAAAAGGACUUUAUUUAUUGGAUAUCUUAGUAAAUAUACUCUACAAAGAUAAUGUUCCUAUUCAAUACUAUGUUACAAAAUGUUCUAUUAGUAUGCUCUUGUUAUGCUGUGUAAUAUCUUGCCUGUUUAUCCUUGUUUACUAUAGUUUGGGGUCCCACAAUUUAUAAUCCUGAAAUCCUGUUGGUGAAACACUGAAAACAAACUGCUGUCCUAAUUGUAUCAGGCGUUGAUACUUUGUCAGAAAGGUUCUUUUCCCUCACUCAUUGUAAAUAUGUCUCUUCAUUAGACCUUUGAAAUAAUUGCUCCCAUGUGUUCAAGUGUAAUGAAUUUGUGGCACAUUUUUUUGUAUGAAGGAAGGCAUCUUGUUUGUGUCUGUAAAACAGUCUACAGAACAUGAAUAGAGUUCAGUUUCUACACAUCUCUGUAUUAUGUUGUCACAUUUACUUUAAUCGUUAAAUAAUUAUGAACAUUCUGUCUCCUGCACUGUCCUGCGAGCACUAUGUAACGACAAUGACCAAGCCUCUAUUAUAAUUUAAUAAAGAUUAGAUAAAGCAAUAAUAAAUUGUUAUUUAUGAAAUGUGUUGUCAAAGAUUAAAGUUAAUAUUGACAUAACUGA